Messenger RNA from Syzygium oleosum, 2833 nucleotides. RefSeq names its product protein IMPAIRED IN BABA-INDUCED STERILITY 1. Gene Ontology annotation, biological process: protein phosphorylation; positive regulation of transcription elongation by RNA polymerase II. Gene Ontology annotation, molecular function: ATP binding; RNA polymerase II CTD heptapeptide repeat kinase activity; cyclin-dependent protein serine/threonine kinase activity. The transcript is spliced from 9 exons. NCBI's taxonomy places the organism in Eukaryota, Viridiplantae, Streptophyta, Magnoliopsida, Myrtales, Myrtaceae. Gene Ontology annotation, cellular component: nucleus; cyclin-dependent protein kinase holoenzyme complex. The record is from RefSeq and is a predicted model, not a curated record. Bases 271 to 2361 code for a protein of 696 amino acids.
UAAAAGCCCCAUCUUGUUUCCACCACCCCCCACCCCCCACCAUCGUUCUUGAUCCGUACCCCUGUUCCUGUUCCUGUUCCUCGCUCCCGUGUCGUUCGUUGUUUUCUCCUUCCUCUUUCUUCUUUUUCUCGUGUUUCUGAGGUGACCCAGUUCCGGGCUCGCCGGUUCCGACCGUCCCCCCCCCCCACCCCACCUGGCUCGAUCCGGGUCGACCCGAACCCGCCGGGGGAUCUGUGCGAUGCCCAUCUCUGGAUUUGGGCUCGAGCCUUGAUGGGUUGCGUGAGCUCGAAGCAAGCGGUGUCCGUGACGCCCGCGGUCGACCACUCGGGGCAGUUCAAGGACAAUGCGGCGAAGGGGCCGGGCAAUUCGGGCCGGAGCCGGGUCGGGUGGGUCGAGCUGGAGAAGAAGAAGAAGGGGGGCGAGACCGGGGUCGGGGCGGGGCUGAGCGGGAGCGAGCUGGGCGAGUCCGGGCGGGCGAGUUCGAAUGGGGAUUCCUUGAGCUUUAGGUUGGGGAAUUUGCAGAAGUACGUGGAGGGCGAGCAGGUGGCGGCCGGGUGGCCGGCAUGGCUCAGCGCUGUGGCCGGCGAGGCGAUUCACGGGUGGGUGCCGCUGCGGGCGGACGCUUUCGAGAAGUUGGAGAAGAUUGGGCAGGGUACAUAUAGCAGUGUCUUUCGAGCACGAGAUCUUGAAACUGGAAGGAUUGUUGCUCUAAAGAAAGUUCGGUUUGACAACUUUGAGCCAGAAAGCGUCAGAUUUAUGGCACGAGAAAUUUUGAUACUCCGCAGGCUUGACCAUCCAAAUAUUAUGAAGCUGGAGGGGUUAAUCACUUCUAGAUUAUCUUGCAGCAUAUAUCUCGUAUUUGAGUACAUGGAGCAUGAUAUAACCGGACUUUUGUCUUGCCCAGACAUCAAGUUCAGCGAGGCGCAGAUCAAGUGCUACAUGAAGCAACUACUGUCUGGACUUGAUCAUUGUCACUCGAGGGGUAUAAUGCAUCGGGAUAUCAAGGGAUCGAAUCUUUUGGUAAACAAUGAAGGAAUUCUGAAGGUGGCUGACUUCGGAUUGGCCAACUUCUGUAGUUCUGGAAACAGGCAGCCCUUGACUAGCCGUGUUGUGACUUUAUGGUACCGGCCUCCUGAACUUCUGCUAGGAUCAACAGAUUAUGGAGCAUCAGUCGAUCUGUGGAGUGUUGGCUGUGUGUUUGCAGAAAUUAUCCUCGGAAAACCCAUUCUUCAGGGAAGGACCGAGGUUGAACAAUUGCACAAAAUUUUCAAGCUGUGCGGCUCGCCACCUGAUGAUUACUGGAAGAAAUCUAGACUUCCUCAUGCAACGCUCUUCAAGCCUCAGCAGCCAUAUGAUAGCUGUCUUAGGGAGACCUUUUCAGAUUUGCCUGCUGCCGCCGUGGAUUUGAUAGGAACACUUCUUUCAGUUGAGCCUCACAAGCGUGGGAAUACUUCAUCAGCUCUUGCAUCUGAGUAUUUCAGAACGAAGCCUUACGCAUGUGAACCGUCAAGCUUGCCAAUAUACCCUCCUAGCAAAGAAAUUGACGCGAAAAAUCGUGAAGAAGUGAAAAGGAAAAAGGGUGGUGCGAGAGUUCGCGGACCUGAUACUGCAAGAAAACAAACUAGAAAACCCCAUGGAACCAGUAAAUUGGCACCAACAGAGGAUUUCGCACCCCCAGCUAAAGUUGCCGAUAGAAUCGAAGUCAAUGGCAGUAAGCUGCACAUCCUUAAGGAGGGCAAAGUCAUAUCAGGCUGGGAUGCACCGAAGCCAUCACUAGAUUUACCUGAAGAGGCUUCUCAUGCAAAGAAUGCAUCUCAAGGAGACAUUCCUUUCUCUGGCCCAUUACAGGUAUCUUCAUCAAGUGGCUUUGCCUGGGCAAAAAGGCGAAAAGAUGAGGCUCCUGUUAGAUCCCACACUAGAUCCAUUUCCAGAGGUCACAUUUUCAAUGUGUUAGAACCUUCUAUUACCUUGCAACCGAGGAAUAACGUCGACUCGAAGCGUCAUGAAAACGGUAACUUACCAUAUGGGGCACGUACAAACUCUAGAGGCCAUUAUUCAAAUGACAUUGUGAAGCAUAUGAUUCCAAACCAAUGGGGCCACUUUGAGCGUCCUGAUUCCUUUGAUGCUUCUGAUGAAUACCACUCACAAGAACUAUCUUUGGCACUCUAUCAAAGAGAGGAAAUGGCAGCUAAGAGAAACAAUUUGGGUUACCAUGAUCAUGCAGACAAAGUUGAAUUUUCCGGGCCAUUAUUGUCUCAGUCUCACAGAGUUGACGAACUGUUGGAAAAACAUGAGAGGCACAUCCGUCAAGCAGUCCGAAGAUCAUGGUUCCAAAGAGCAGGGAAGAAGCAAGGUAAAUAACAGGAUACCACUCCUGGAACUUUUGGAGCUAGAAAACUUUGGUGGACGAAAUCGGAGCUACAAUGUUCGGCUUCUCAAGCACAAAUCCGGAUGGACGCUGCUGAAAUGCCGAUCUUUAUGAGUCGUUAACGGACUAUUCUUCCCCAUAAAAAAAGAACUGACUAUGCUUCAUCAAGAGACACUGGCCAUGGAAGGAUAGAAGAAAAGAGAGAGAUUGCCAUGUGGAGGGACUUACAGUUAUCAAAUGACUGAGUUGGAAGAGAUCAGGAGGAAGCAAGGAUCCACGAUGUCUCAUUUUUGUGAUAAUGGCUCAUCUUUUUAACCUUUUUAUCCUUGUCCAUUUUCUCUCACCUCAAUUACAUUUGCUUUCGGAUGGUUUAUCGUAUCCGUGGCAGCAAUGUACAGAUGAAUGGAGAUGGAUUUCGAUGGCCUUUGGUGUUCCAAAUGUUACACAAGGCUAGUGCUUAUUCUA